Sitodiplosis mosellana (orange wheat blossom midge) is the source of this 3110-nucleotide messenger RNA. RefSeq names its product DNA topoisomerase 3-alpha (gene Top3alpha). The record is from RefSeq and is a predicted model, not a curated record. Gene Ontology annotation, molecular function: zinc ion binding; DNA topoisomerase type I (single strand cut, ATP-independent) activity; DNA binding. NCBI's taxonomy places the organism in Eukaryota, Metazoa, Arthropoda, Insecta, Diptera, Cecidomyiidae. The transcript is spliced from 9 exons. Gene Ontology annotation, cellular component: nucleus. Gene Ontology annotation, biological process: DNA topological change. Bases 103 to 2907 code for a protein of 934 amino acids.
GACACUUGUUGAUGUCAUAACCUCACAUUUUAGUGUGAAGUAAUUUCGCUGAAAUAAUGUUUACAAACAAUUCGUAGGUGACUUGUAUACAUUUUUUUUUAUAUGUUUCGUUGUAAACUAUUGGUUCAUUUUGGUCGAAUCGGUUUUAAAUGUGAAAAUUCAGUUGUAAAUGUACGAAAUUAUUGUCCAGCAUCGGGGGCAACGAUGAAAUAUUUAAAUGUUGCAGAGAAAAAUGAUGCGGCCAAAUCAAUUGCUGCACUGCUGUCAAACGGCAAUUCACGCCGCACGGAGGGUUUAUCACCAUACAACAAAUUGUAUUCAUUCCAAAUCAAUUUCAAAGGCCAGCAAACAGACAUGGUAAUGACCUCAGUGUCGGGCCAUUUGCUAACACAUGGUUUCAUCGAUGCUUACAAACAAUGGCAAUCCUGUGAUCCGAUCAGUUUAUUCGAUGCACCAGUCGUGAAAUAUUGCCCAGAUAACUAUAUAAAAAUCAAACAGACGAUAGAACGAGAGGUUCGAGGUUGUGAUGGGCUCAUCAUAUGGACAGAUUGCGAUCGAGAAGGUGAAAACAUUGGGUAUGAAAUCAUUGAUGUUUGCCGUGCAUUGAAGCCAUAUAUCAAAGUGUAUCGUGCACGAUUCUCAGAAAUUACAUCACAAGCUGUCCAUCGUGCAUUAAACAAUGUUUGUGAGCCGGAUCUGCGACAGAGUCAAGCUGUUGACGUACGAUCUGAGCUAGAUUUGAGAAUCGGUGCCGCUUUUACACGAUUUCAAACGCUGAGAUAUCAAAAAGUCUUUCCUGUACAAGUUGAAGGUCUUGUCAGCUACGGUAGUUGUCAGAUUCCUACAUUGGGAUUUGUUGCGCGUCGCUUCAACGACAUCGAACAGUUUAUUCCGAAGAAAUUUUGGAAGUUGAAAUUGACACACACCUUGAAUGACCUAACCGUGGAAUUCAAUUGGGAUCGUCAUCGUUUGUUUGACAAAAACAGCUGUGAAGCAUUUUUAAUGAUUUGCCAAGCGGAACCAACAGCAAAAGUCGUCAAUGUAAUGCAAAAGCCGAAAAAUAAAUGGCGGCCACAAGCCAUGGAUACAAUUGAAUUGGAAAAGCUUGGCUCACGUAAACUCAAGCUGUCCGCAAAAGAAACAAUGACAAUUGCUGAGAAACUAUACAGCAAUGGUAUCAUCAGUUAUCCAAGAACAGAAACAAACAUGUAUUCAUCGGAAAUUGAUUUGAAAAAACUGGUGAACAACCACUUGAACCAUCCAGAUUGGGGACAAUUCGCACAACGAGUGAUGGAUUGGGGUCCACAUCCGCGAAAUGGCAACAAAUCAGAUCAGGCGCAUCCACCGAUUCAUCCAUUGAAAUUGACAACGGAUUUGCAAGGAAACGAAAAGCGCGUUUAUGAAUUGAUUUGCCGUCAUUUUUUAGCCUGUGUUAGCAAAGAUGCAACCGGUUCGGAAACCACUGUAAAUGUCGUCGUUGCUGAUGAACAAUUCACAGCGACUGGUUUGUGCAUUUAUGAGAGAAACUAUCUCGAUGUGUACAUUUAUGAGAAAUGGAAUUCGAAAGAGAUUCACAACUACCAAAUCGGAAACACAUUUCAACCAACCGAAUUGUCAAUGCCCGAAGGUUCAACUUCGCCGCCAUCUCUACUCACCGAAGCUGAUCUGAUUGCAUUGAUGGAUAAAAAUGGAAUUGGCACGGAUGCUACACACGCUGAACAUAUCAACACGAUCAAGACACGAGGUUACAUUGGUGAAAUCGAAAAUGGAUACUUAGUGCCAGGAACACUUGGAAUGGGUCUGGUUGAAGGUUAUGAUUCAGUGAAUUUGCCACUAGCAUAUCCAGAAUUACGUGCAGAGCUUGAACGUGAUUUAAAGUUGAUUUGCACCGGUAAUCGCAACCCAACAGAAGUGCUAAGAGAGCAAAUCGAAAAGUACAAAGAAGUGUACAGAGUCAUAACAGCCCGUAUUGAAGCGAUAGAUGCUUCACUAGCUUCAAGAUUACAAGCAGUGCCUGAAGCGCCGCCAGCGCCAAGUGCAUCGCUGCCAACACUUGAGCCAAUUUUCAAGUGUCCGAAAUGCAACAAAUAUCACAUGUGUUUGCGACAAAAGAGAGACAACAAUGGAUUUUUCUUAACCUGCCUGGGAAAGCCAGAGUGUACACACGUUAUUUGGCUUGCAGAUAUUAUCAAAGAAAUCAAAGUCCAUGAAAAUCAAUGCAACAAGUGCCGAAAUGGUAACAAAAAUGUCGUAAUCAAAUUUAAAACCAACAAUAUGCUGGCAAUGCUCAAUGCAUCACUGAUCAACGAUGACGAUCGAACGUAUGAGAGCUGCAUUUUAUGCGACCACAGCUUACGCGUCAUAUUGGACAUAAAUGCAAUGAGUCUACGCGGAGAUUCACCAUCAAAUCGAAGUCAGACCGUAAACAGAGCGAUACCAACACAGAAUGCACCACGUGCCAAUCCAGGUGGUAGCCAACGGCCACAAAAUGAUAGACCACCAUAUAAUCGUCCACCGAACCCAAAUUCGAAUCAGUCAUUCAGAAACGCUGGAAAUACGGGCAACUCUGGAAAUGUCAAAUGUUCGGGAUGUAAUCAACCGGCAACAAAGUUGACUGUGAAAAAAGAUGGACCAAACAAAGGAAGAGAGUUUUACAAAUGUCCAAAGCAACCACCUUGCAAUUUCUUCGAGUGGGCGGAUGCAUCGGCGCAAAAUACUUCAUACGGUGGUGGACCACCACCACCACGACCAGGAGGUGGUGCUUCAACAUCUGGAAGCAAUUAUCAAAAUCCAUCACGCAACUAUCGAAACGAUGCCAACGAUAAUGCCCAACCUCGGAAACGUCGAUGUGGGAACUGUAAGCAGGAGGGACACAUACGAACUAAGUGCCCAAGGCUAAAUUUAUAAUAAUUUCAACAGAAAUCGAAAUUGAAUCGAUUCCAAUCAACAUCAAUCAAUACUCUUCAAAACAAACAGUCAUUUUUUCUCUCUUCAUAAUAUUGUAUACUGUAAAUAUUCGCAAAUAUUGAAAGAAUCGUUCAAAGUGAACUCCAAUACAAUUUAAUUGAUUGUCAAGUAUUAUUUUUUCGAUAAUAAAAUACUAGAUAAAA